AGUUCUGCUAGUAAAGUAGGUACCUACUUACCUAUGUAUUGACUUUUGUGAAUAAUUACCUACGUUGGACGGUCUUACCUACAUAUUAACUUCAUAGCAUUAUUCUUAGGAAUUGGGAAGUACUGUUAAGUUAAUGCAUUAUCGUUUUACUUAGUAAAUUUUUGACAUAGGUAGUUGAUAGUACUACAAUAGUCGAAAUCCGAACCAAAUGAGGUGUAUAGCAACUAUAUAACAUAUAACGCAUAUGUACAUUUACAAGAUAACAGAAUGAGACCUAUUCUAUAUUUGAUGCUACUUAUAGCAAUUCUCCAUUGUUCAUAUGCACCACCAGUUAAUGAGAAGGCAAAAGAAGACAGUGAGAUCAAAGAUGACUUGGAAGAGUAUAUGGAAUACCAUCGCUAUUUGAAGGAGGUGGUGCAAGCCCUGGAGAGUGAUCCUGAAUUUAAUGAACGGUUGGAAAAAGCUGAUGAAGAUGAUAUCAGGACGGGCAGAAUAGCGGAGCAAUUGGACUUUGUGAAUCAUAAUGUCCGGAGUAAAUUGGAUGAAAUCAAACGUCGUGAGUUGGAAAGGCUUCGGCAUCUUGCCACCAAGCAAUUUGAGCUGGAGAAUAAUCUGGAACAUGAAGGUAAAGUGGCCUCCAGUGACCAUUUGGAUCACCAGAACCCACACACUUUCGAAAUUGAAGAUCUGAAAAAGUUGAUCAAGAAAACCACAGCGGACCUUGAAGUAGCCGAUAAGCAGAGAAAGGAACAGUUUAAGGAGUACGAAAUGCAAAAAGAGUUUGAAAAGCACCAGAAGUUAGAAGCGUUGGAUGAAGCGAAGAAGAAGGAGUACAUGGAGAAAAUGAAAGCAGAAGAGGAAGCAAAGAAACACCAUAAACCGCUGCAUCACCCCGCGACGAGAAAUCACUUGUUAGAGUUGUGGAAAAGUGUCGACAAAAUGGACGAAAGCGAUUUCGACCCAAAGGUGUUUUUCAUGAUGCAUGAUGUGGACGGGAACGGUGUUUGGGAUGCCGACGAAGUGAAGGCGUUGUUUAUAAAGGAGCUGGACAAAGUGUACGGGCCGGGUGGGCCCAAUAAGGAUAUGCAUGAGCGCGCCGAGGAGAUGGAGCGCAUGAGGGAACACGUCUUCAAGGAGUACGACAAGAACCGGGAUGGCCUCAUCGACUUCCAGGAGUUCAUGCUCGAAACGCAGCGCGCCAACUUUAACCAGGACGAAGGAUGGAAAUCGAUUGAUGAGAAUCAAAUCUACUCUCAAGCAGAAUACGCUGAGUACGAACGUAGGAGGCUGGAAGAGUUGGCAUAUUUACAACAACGUGGAUUGGUUGACGCUCAUGGCCGCCCGGUACCAGGAGCUGAACGUCAACUUCAUCAGUAUCAACAACAAAAAUUGGCCUAUCAUCAGCAGCAGCAACAAGCGUACCAACAAGCACAAUAUCAAGGUCAACAAUUUGCCCCACCUGGUCAGCAAGGCUAUCAACAACAUCCAAAUCAGAUGCCACAAUAUCCCCAGGGCCAACCUCAACACCAAGGUCAACAACCUCCAGCACAACAGCCUCCUCAGGGUAAUUACCAACAACAACAAUAUCAACAACAGGGACAAUUCCAACCGCAACAACAGGGUCAGCAACCACCAGUACAAGGUCAAGCCUCGCAAGAUCAACACCACUCACAACAGGCCCAAGCACAAGGUCAAAUACCUCAGACACAGUUCCAAUCGCAACAAGGCCAACAGCAACAAGCUCAAGCUCAACCAUCUCAGGGUCAAUUCCAACAACAACAAGGUCAACCACCCCAGGAUCAAUUAAAACAGCAACAAGCUCAACAAACUCAGGGUCAAUUCCAACAGCAACAAGGUCAACCUCAGGGUCAAUUCCAACAGCAACAAGGUCAACCUCAGGGUCAAUUCCAACAACAACAGGGUCAGCCACCCCAGGGUCAAUUACAACAGCAACAAGCUCAACAACCUCAGGGUCAAUUCCAACAGCCCCAAGUGCAGGGUCAACCUCCUGUUAACGCUAACAUAAACCAAGCCAACCAGAAUGCACAAAUAAAACACUAAAUCAGUAUCUGUUUAAUUAAUUAUAUGUGUUGUGUCAAUACUAGUUUUAUCAUUGUUUAAUCCAGUGCCGAACUCAUCUGCAUAUUGUGUACUACACUCAUACUCCUGCUUAAUAUUUACAUCUAUCUUGUAUCGAGAUUAAUAAUAUUAUAGUAUGAAAUAAAUGAUUGGUAUGUUA
Leptidea sinapis is the source of this 2239-nucleotide messenger RNA. RefSeq names its product nucleobindin-2 (gene NUCB1). The record is from RefSeq and is a predicted model, not a curated record. Bases 268 to 2061 code for a protein of 597 amino acids. The transcript has 10 exons. Gene Ontology annotation, cellular component: endoplasmic reticulum-Golgi intermediate compartment; extracellular exosome. NCBI's taxonomy places the organism in Eukaryota, Metazoa, Arthropoda, Insecta, Lepidoptera, Pieridae. Gene Ontology annotation, molecular function: calcium ion binding.